This is a messenger RNA of Candidula unifasciata, 3564 nucleotides long. The record is from the annotation of a GenBank genome assembly. NCBI's taxonomy places the organism in Eukaryota, Metazoa, Mollusca, Gastropoda, Stylommatophora, Geomitridae.
AUGUUGAAAACGGGGGAUUCUAGCUCUAAACAUGGCGGCGCCCAGGCAGCGACCGUUAGAACACAUCAACUUCUCUCCGAUACAUCUACAAAAUGUACCCCAUCGCUGCAGAUCGUCGGACGUCUUCCUAAUGCUGAUAAUUCACAAACGACGUCUGUGGUUCUGCAGUGUCAUGGCGCUGGUUCAGGCCGAUAUACUUUUGCUAAUAAUGGCGGUGUUGUUGUUGGUUUAUCGCGAGCUGCUUCUACUUCUUCGCCUACCCCUAGCACAGGUCAUCACUUUUCAAACACAUCAACCGCAUACAGCGCUUCUGGUAUCAAUGACGAACAUGCCGGGGAUGAUGAAGAAACUAAAGCUUUAAGAAACCAGGCUCUGGAAUGGCUGCAGGUGAAGGUGGAGGAGGCCAAAGACUUGGGCCUCCUUCAGGUCGAGGAGGCCAAGGUCCCUUUGUCGUCGCUUCCUUUGCUGGAUACCUCCGGAGCGUUUUCUGAACGUGUGAACGAUUUUGCAUUUGCGUCUUCAAUUUCACAGAAUUCGGUUAUGAAGCAGAAUGUGGAUGUUAAUUAUUUUGAAACAUUAGAUAAUGGGGAUUAUACAACAACUGGAAAUACGCCACAUAUUUCCUGGAAUUCUAGUAACCCAGGUGAACAACAUACAUCUCUUCCAGUUCCUUCAGAAGUGUUUGUGUCUUUUCCUGAUGCUUUAGCUGAAGAUGUCAACAGCGCAGGAGAAGCAUUAUCUUGCAGUACUAGUGAUUUAAACAGUAUGUUAUUUGAGGGCAUGAAGUCGGAUUCGCUACCUGUGGAAAUCAUGCACUAUACAGAUAGUUUGAACUAUACUGUAGUGGGAGGCAAAAAUGUCUUGUGUUCAGAUGACUCGGUGAAUAACUUUAAUACAAUAUCCUCUUCUUCGUCCAAUCUCAAAUCAAUACCGUCAACUUUUGCUGGCACAAUGGUCGACCAGGUGGCCCUCCCGAACCUGCAUGACAGCUCCAGUGAUUUAAAUUUGACAAGUCUUCCAAACUUCCUGGGGUUAGAAAACACAUCUGUGUCCGCCAGUGGUCACUUUAUUGAUGGAAAUUCUGUAAAUGUUCUAGAAGAAAAUACUCUGUCCCUAGAAAAUCAAAUUGUAGCCAAUUCUGCAAAUUUAUCAGAGCAUAUAUUACAAAGUAUUGAUAGUUCUCAACUGAAAAAUCAAAAUAUCACUGUAACAACAAUUUCAAUUUCAAACGACGAGGAAAACUCAACAAAAAUUCUUGUGGACAGUCACCAAGGGCAGCAACAAAUGUAUGUCAUUAAUACAGCAAAUAUGAAUAAAUCUCGUAACAGAAACAUACAUCAGGGAAAUAUGUUUGUGAUAAAUGCUUCGGACCUGAAUCCAGCAUGUGAUGGCACUUUUAGCAUUAGUGCACUUAAUUCGAAUGUUGAGAAUAUGGCUAUGACAUCACAGCCAAUCACUUCACAACCUUCACUGACUAACUCAACUAUACCAGGGUUUGUUCUGGUCCCUGUGGUGGAGAGUGCAGCAAAUAUGGUACAGGCCGUUCCAAUUCACAUUACGAAUGGAGAUCCAGACACAAAGAAACCCAAGAAGAUGUUUAUGUGUGUUGCUCCUGGUUGCAGAAAGACCUUUAAGAAAGCUUCUAAGCUGAAGGUGCAUCAGAUGUUACAUACAGGAGAGAGACCAUUUAAGUGUAGUUUGUUAGGAUGUGAAUGGGCUUUCACCACGUCCAACAAGCUGAAACGGCACAUGGAAUCUCAUGAGGGACGAAAGGAUUACAUGUGUGACAAGCCCGGUUGCGGACAUCGGUUUACCACGGUCUACAACCUCAACAACCACCGCAAGCUGCACGACAGGCCUUGCACUGAGACGUGCACCGAAGAUGGCUGCAGCCAGAAGUUUGCUACAAAACGGCAGCUAGACCUGCAUUUAAGAAACGUCCAUGCCUGCGAGGAUCGUACCUUUAAAUGUCCAGAGCCAGGCUGUGAGAAAACCUUUUUUUCCUCUGGGUGUAUGGGUUCUCACAUGAAGGUGCAUCUACAGAACCAAGAGGAACUUCGUUGCAAGGUGCCUGGCUGUGGGAAGGAGUUCACCAAGAUGUGUCGGUUGAGGCAGCAUGAGCGACUCCAUUCUGGGGAGAAACCUUUCACCUGUGAUUACCAGGGUUGCACCUGGGCCUUUGCCACAGCCAGCAAGCUGAAGCGACAUCAGACCAAACACACGGGCUUGCGGAAAUGGAUCUGUGAGGUGUGCAAGAAGCAGUUCCAUCGAUCGGAACACCUCAAGGGUCACCUGAUCACCCAUAGUGGUGACCGGCCUUUUAUUUGCCCAGUUGAAGGAUGUGGCAACACCUUCACUGCCAAGAGCAGCCUUUACGUACACCUGAAAAAGCAUGAUGAGUCUGGGAAGACGAUUGUCUACCACUGUCCCAUGGAGAAUUGUGAUAAGCAUUAUGCCAACAAGGCCAGCCUGCGGCAGCAUAUCCUGGUGAAACACUUCAACAUGGCACACAAAGGUGAUGCUGCCGAGGGUAGCCAUGGAGUGGUCAGCUGGCUGGGUCUGCUGAGUUCUGGGGAUGCCAACGCCGACAUCAGUCUAGGGCAGGAGGAGUCUUACGCUGAAGGAUUGUGCCAGACAUCUAUGACGCCAGGUCAGGAUCCUAUGACGCCAGGUCAGGAUCCUAUGACGCCAGGUCAAGAUCCUAUGAUGCCCACAGAUUUUCUUACGGGAGACCAGACCUUGUUGAACUCCUCAAGCGAGACUCUCCCGGAUCACCAAAGCUGCUCCGGCCUCAUGUCACAGCUUAUGGUGUCCACUGGCCCAGGUGUCACACUAGCUUCUCCUGAUGUUGCUCCUCCAUUGGCGGUAGCAGCCACGGACAUUUCAUCCCAUCCUCUGCAGCAGCCACAGCAGCAGCAGCAUAUGUUUAUUGAUGACUCAGUGGAUCAGCGACUGCUGGAAGCUAGUGAAAUCCUUCAGCAACAGGAAAGGUUGUCAUUUGAAGCCGUGGAGCGAGGCAAGAAAAGCCAGAUUGUCCUGGAGAACAUGCUGGGCUCCGCUCGUACAGACCCCAGGAGUAAUGAUAUCAUCAGCCUUCGAUCUCUCAAACGAUGGCAGAAGCAGAAAGAGAUUGAAGCAGCAAAGUUAAGAGUCAGACUGAAUGCACCAACAGCAUCGAGCACUUCAUGUCAGCUUGUCCUGGACGCGGAAGGCGACUACAAGGACAUUGUCUCCAACAACGUCUCCCUGGCCGGACAUCAUCUGAUUCAGACUGUGAUAGUGCCUGGUCGACAUGACACAGAAAUCCCUGUCAUGGAGCUGCAAGCUGAAGGAAUUUCCGACUCUUCAUCUGGCUCGACAGCGGAUUCCUUCAUGACAGAUUUGUUCAUUAGAGACCCUGAGACUGGCAUGACAUACAGGCAGACUCAGCUGCUGCAGGAUGACCCUCCAAACCCAGAGAUGAUGGAAGACAUGGAAGGAGUGACCUCAUGUCAUGGGAUGACACUGGACACAAGCCUGGACACCCAGUUUGUGGAGGACUCCCUGAACUUCCACAGUUUAUAA